Messenger RNA from Saccharomyces kudriavzevii IFO 1802, 1929 nucleotides. RefSeq names its product arginine--tRNA ligase MSR1 (gene MSR1). Gene Ontology annotation, cellular component: cytoplasm; mitochondrion. Bases 1 to 1929 code for a protein of 642 amino acids. The transcript has a single exon. Gene Ontology annotation, molecular function: ATP binding; arginine-tRNA ligase activity. Gene Ontology annotation, biological process: arginyl-tRNA aminoacylation; mitochondrial translation. Lineage: Eukaryota; Fungi; Ascomycota; Saccharomycetes; Saccharomycetales; Saccharomycetaceae. The record is from RefSeq and is a predicted model, not a curated record.
AUGUUUAGAAUUCUUGAUUUCAAAAACUGCAGGCUAACCGGCCGGAGACAUUUUUAUUCUCAUUUUCGGUAUGGCUUGGGUUCCUUCUUUGAUACACGAUUCAGAGAAAGGUUUUGUUCUAAGACCAAUAUGGAACAGAAGAGGUACAGCUCUGAAACUUCGAAUGUAAAGUGCAAUGAACAAUCUGAACGGGCAAUUUAUCCUUUAGAUGCAUUACGACAAGACAUUUCAAAAGUACUGAGUAAUAUAUCCGGAAUAGAUCACUCGCUAAUACUCAAUGCACUUGAGUCAACGAAUAAUAUGAAUAAGGGUGAUUUGAUACUACCUCUCCCGAAGAUAGACGUAGCUGAUCCUGUGGCCGUUGCUAAACGAUGGGCCACUGAACUAAUCGCUUGUGGAAGCUUGGGUGAAGUUUGUGCAAGAGGGCCCUUUCUUCAGUUCUCCUUCGACCAAAAGUACUUGCUGCAAUCUACAGUACCAAGUAUAUUACUUCAAAAGAGAAAAUACGGCCAGGAAAGGCCUCGUUACCAGAAAAAGGUUGUAGUAGAAUUUUCAUCACCAAAUAUUGCUAAACCAUUCCAUGCAGGUCACUUGAGAUCAACUAUAAUAGGUGGUUUCCUCUCAAACUUAUAUGAGGCAAUGGGGUGGUCCGUCACUCGUAUAAACUAUUUAGGUGAUUGGGGUCGGCAAUUUGGCCUAUUGGCCGUGGGAUUUGAGAGAUACGGUAACGAAAAACAGCUACAGAAGCAACCAAUUCAACAUUUGUUCGAAGUAUAUGUUAAAAUCAACAAGGACUUGGCGAAGGAAGAGAAUAACGGGACUUCUCAAUCUGGAAUUGGUGGUGAAGCUCGUAAUUUCUUCAAAAAGCUAGAAAAUGGAGAUGAGGAUGCUACAAGUACAUGGAAUAGAUUUCGCUCGUUAUCUAUUCACCACUACGUCCAAACCUAUUCACGGUUGAACAUUAACUUCGAUAUAUUUUCCGGUGAAUCACAAGUACCUAAAAAAUCCAUGGAUGAAGCAUUGAACAUAUUUUACCGGAAUAAUUUUGUUGAAGAAAAGGAUGGAGCUCUUGUCAUCGACUUAACCCAAUGGUCGAAAAGUCUAGGUAAAGUUGUGGUGCGGAAAUCAGACGGGACUACUUUGUACUUGACAAGAGACGUUGGCGCAGCCAUGGAACGCAAAAAAAAUCUGAAAUUUGAUGAAAUGGUAUACGUGAUUUCUUCACAGCAAGACUUAUAUAUGUCCCAACUCUUCAUGAUACUGCAGAAAAUGAACUUUGAAUGGGCAAAGGAUUUAAAGCAUGUAAAUUUUGGUAUGGUACAAGGCAUGUCAACAAGAAAAGGAAACGUAGUUUUUUUGGAUACCAUUUUAGAUGAGGCAAGGGAUAAAGCCCUUCAAAUUAUGAAGAAUAACAAAAUGAAAAUAUCUCAAGUGAAUGAUCCACAGCGGGUUGCUGACUUGAUCGGUAUAUCUGCCAUAAUUAUUCAAGAUAUGAAGUCAAAACGCAUCAAUAAUUACGAAUUCAAUUGGAGCAGAAUGUUAUCUUUCGAAGGUGAUACGGGGCCGUACUUGCAAUACACACAUUCCAGACUUAGAUCUUUAGAAAGGAGCUCCAGCAACUUUACGACUGAUAUGCUGGUGCAUGCAGAUUUUUCAAAAUUAAAUGAGCCACCGCUAGUUGAGCUCGUAAGGCUGCUCGCACAGUAUCCGGAUAUUCUCAGAAGAGCAUUCAAAACGCAAGAGCCUGCCACGAUUGUGACUUAUCUGUUCAAACUUUGUCAUCAGAUCUCUUCAUGCUACAAAAAAGUAUGGAUUGCCGGAAAAACUUCAGACAUUGCUAUACCACGACUCGCCAUAUAUUCGGCAAGCAGACAAGUACUGCACAAUGCAAUGACACUGUUAGGGCUAAUACCAGUCGAUAGGAUGUAA